CGGAUAAAUGGGGAGGGUUGCGUUAGGAAGGGCAUCCAGUGUAAAAACGUGCCAAAUCAAAACAUGCGGAUGGUCCGCUGUGGCGACCCCUAACAGGAGAAGCCAAAAGAAAGUUUAUAGAGUCAUGUUGCUAUAGUACAGAAACGAAUGAUCGGGUGAGUAAUGUGUGCUGAGGUUACAUGACUAUACUUUUCACCUUUUUACAUUCUAAUAUAUAAAUGUGAGUAAACAUUCGUUUAAGAUCUUAAUCUUUAAAAAUUUUUGUCUGGAUACUUUUUAAUUGUACAUUUUGAGCAUUUCAGAUGUUUUUGUCAGUUUAGCACAUAAGUCACCUGCGUUGUGGCCAAGAGCACAAUGAAUUUCAACUUUAAUUAUUAAAUAUCGAAUAUAUUUUGAACUUUAACAAAUGAAUGUAUUGACAUUUUUUUUUUUUACAAAAUAUUAAAAACAUACAUUUACCAGCAGUUUAUACUUCUUGGCAGCCAGGAUUUAAUAGUGGGCAUGGAGGUUUUAACUGUAUUCUAUACACAAUGUUUGACUAUAACAUUUUGAUCUCAAUUGGGCAAAACACAUGAUAACUGUAUUUCCAAUGUUGUUUCCAAUUUCCAAGUGUUGCUUUUUUUUGUUGUUGUUGUAUAUUCCAUUUCUUUAUCUACAAAUAUCCAAAUUGCUCAGUCACAUGAUGUGUCUUUUUUAUAGAGCUGACUUGACUAAAUACAAACAGCUGGUAAAUCUAGUGAGACGAAACAUCGUCAUACUUAUUUCUGCUAUUUCUUAUUUUUCUCUACACAGAACUACAUGUAAAACCCUUAAACAAUUAAAUUGAAAUAUAAAUAUUUUAUUAUUUCAAUUUCAGGUUCACAUUAUGAGCAAGAGCAUGUCAUACCUAGCAGACAUCCAUGUAAUUGGUGGGAAAGGAGGAAAUCCAUUUAAUUUCAAUGGUACUGAAAAUGGAUCCACCCUGAGAAAGAUCUGGGUGUGGGUUGGUGAAUGGCAGAUAAAAGCCAUCAAGGUUUGGCUUACGGAUGGCCAAUCCAGGGAUGUUGGUCAACCUGGAGGGAAAGUUUUAGAAUUUACAUUUGAAGAUGGAGAACAUUUCACCUCCCUUUCACUUUGGGGGAACGGAGCUGGAACACGUCUGGGUGGCAUCAAAUUCAAGACAAAUCGCUCCCAUGAGUUCUUUGCACACAUGACAGACUGGGGGCUGAAAACAGAAUAUCCUAUUGAUGUUGGUUCUGGGAUCUGCAUGGGAAUCACCGGGCGUGCAGAUGAAGAUGUUGACAGCUUAGGCUUCCUAUUCAUCAACACCGUCAAAUCUACUGUGCUAACAGAUGUUCAGUAUCCCACACUUCACAGUGUGAUACCUUAUGUGGCUGUUGAGGAAAUAAAAUCCAUGACGUACUAUAACAAUUCGACUCAAACUCAAGAAUAUCGAAUUGAAACCUCCAAAAAAAUCACCAAAAAAUCUUCCUGGUCUGUUUCCAACAGCCUUGAGUUCUCUUUCAAUGGAAGUACGGCAGGAAUUCCAGAGGUUGUUGACUUAUCAACGAAAUAUGGCUUGAAAAUGGGAAAUCAGAGCUCGUAUGGCUUAGAAAACAGUGAGGAGAAAAUGGAGCUGCUGUCAUUUCCUGUUAAAGUCCCUCCUGGGAAGACUGUGGAAGUGGACAUCACAAUUGGCCGAGCUACAGUUGAUCUUCCCUACAAUGGCACAGUCAAGAUUACCUGCUAUAAUAACAGCGUGCUGCAGUUUAAAACCAGUGGAACUUACAAAGACCUCAGUUACACUAACGGAAAGGUUGUUGUGAAUAAAACUUCAAAAAAGAUUGGUCAGGAGCCAGAGACUGUGAAAUGAUUUUUUA
Messenger RNA from Silurus meridionalis, 1859 nucleotides. Its product is annotated as aerolysin-like protein. The record is from RefSeq and is a predicted model, not a curated record. Lineage: Eukaryota; Metazoa; Chordata; Actinopteri; Siluriformes; Siluridae.